Diceros bicornis minor is the source of this 597-nucleotide messenger RNA. RefSeq names its product angiopoietin like 8 (gene ANGPTL8). Bases 1 to 597 code for a protein of 198 amino acids. Gene Ontology annotation, biological process: regulation of lipid metabolic process; triglyceride homeostasis. The transcript has 4 exons. Lineage: Eukaryota; Metazoa; Chordata; Mammalia; Perissodactyla; Rhinocerotidae. The record is from RefSeq and is a predicted model, not a curated record.
AUGCCCGUGCUUGUGCUGUGCCUGCUGUGCGCCCUGGCGACGGUGGCCCGGCCCGUCUCUGCGGCUCCUGUGGGUGGCCAGGAGCUGGCGCAACAGGAGGAGCUGAUCCUGCUCUCCCAUGGGGCCCUGCAGCUGGGCCAGGCCCUCAACAGCGUGUACAGGACCACAGAGACACAGCUGAAGGAGGCCGGGCACAGUGUGGGCCUCUAUGGCGGAGCACUAGGGCUCCUGGGGCAGGAGGUCAGCCGGGGCCGGGAUGUGGCCCAGGAGCUACGUGGAAGCCUGUUGGAGUUGCAGAUGGAAGAGGAUGCUCUGCAGCUCCAAGCAGAGGCCACAGCCCAGGAGCUGGGGGAGGCAGCCCAGGGACAGCAGGAGCUGUGGGAGAGCCUGCGGCGGCUAGAAGCCCGGCUGAGGGGCGCUCGGCUGGGCCACGCCCGCCAAGAAUUGGAGGCCUUAAAGGCCCACACUGACAAGCAGAGCCACAUCAUGUGGGUCCUCACGGGCCACGUACAGCGGCAGAGGCAGAAGAUGGCAGCCCAGGAGCGCUGGCUGCGACAGAUCCAGAAGAGACUCCACACAGCGGCGCUCCCGGCCUGA